This is a messenger RNA of Paraglomus occultum, 2547 nucleotides long. Lineage: Eukaryota; Fungi; Glomeromycota; Glomeromycetes; Paraglomerales; Paraglomeraceae. The record is from the annotation of a GenBank genome assembly.
AUGCAACCUCAAUUAGGUGAUGCUAAAGUAACGCCCGCCACUACCAAGGCAAAGUCACAGUCACCGUCGAAAAUGCCAAAUGUGUCUCAAGUAGAACAGAUCGUUUCUGCAUCCUUGCAGUCCUCAAACAUUCAGAUGGGUAAGCCCAGAGCUAGACGGCUGUCCAUGACUGGAGAUCGAGCUUCUGGUCCCAUUCCGUCCACACCCAGACGUAAUGGUACCAAGAAGGUGGCAGCAGACAUAAACAACAGAGUGGAUGACCCAGUUGGUAAAUUUCGUGUGAUAAUUGACGAGUCAGUAGUUUCUGCUCUUUUGGAUUGCGCAUUUUCAGAUUAUAAACAUGAAGUCAUGGGAUAUUUGGGAGGAAGGUUUGAUGCUGAUUUGAAUGACAACGAAGCUAUAAUUUGUCGCAUAAAUCAUUUUGUUGCAUCUGAGAGGAAUGUCGUGUCUAUGUUGACUACCACAGUUCGAGAAGUUGAGGCAGCGUUGGAUGAGGCAGUAAAGACUUUUGCUGAAAUGGGAUAUUAUCUAGUUGGAUGGUAUCGAAGUAAUCUCCCAAAUAUCCAUAAAUCAAUUCCAGUUGAUACAGACAUUAAGAAGCAGCAAUCGAUACAAUUACAGUCUCCGAAUAGCAUUGGUUUGAUUGUCUCUGUAUCUAGCAGAAUACGUCCUGAAUCCGGCUUGGGCGCUUAUGCGUCUAGUAAUCCGGCAUAUGGGAUGUAUGUCUUCAGAACGAGCAGCGCUAAUGGUCUACAUUCAUAUGCCAGCAACCCCCAUAAUAAUCUCUCUACUCCACACAAGACGAGCAGAUCGGGAAAAGGGAAGGGAACCGAAAAUGACAUCAUUCAUAAAGUGUCAUAUACAGUACAAAGGCAGGCUUAUAUGUCGCCAAGAAUAAUGCAACAGAUGACGUGUACAAUGAUGAACACCUUGCGAGAAUCAAAGCAAGUAUACUCGCAACAGCUCGUCGAUUGUGACAAUAAAAAUGUACAGAGAAUUUUCGUAGAUUCGGAAUAUGAAUCCUUCUUGAUUAAUUUCCUAAAAAAGAGCGUGCUACAGUUUGAUAAAACCAUAGAGCAAGACUUUAGAUCAUUGGCAAUUACUAAACACCAUAUCAAGACAUUAAUAUCAACGAGGAUAAAUGAUAUCCUUACAAAAUGGCAGAAAUAUCGCAAUGGAGAUGCGAAAGAGAACGCGAUACGACGUAGAGAACUGGAGGCUUUGGCCGGAAAGCAUCUGUAUCAUAUCUUUGGGAAGGAUAUUAAGAGAGAGUCACCAGCUGUAGAGAAUGCAUACAGAGUGACGAGAUGGCUCAACCUGAAUACGCCUACUGUUGUUGAUGAUACAACCCGCGCAACGUUCACUUCUGCUACGCUAGAGUCUUCUUUGCCGGUGGUUUCGGACUAUUUUUCCAGUUUAAAGAGCGAAAUGGAUGGGGACGAAAUGAUGACACCCACAACGUCAAUACACCAGUUCUCAUCGAUACAUACCAGUAAUGCACAAGCUUGCAAUAAUGUCUCUGAUGUUGAGGAUAAUGAGUCGACGGAUACGCAUGAGGGAUCCGCGGUAUUAUCAUCGAUGCAGAACACGGAAAAAAGUACAAAGAGCAAUGGCAGGAAGAGACCGUCUAUUUCAUCUAACGAGACGCUACAGUCGCCUCAGAAAAUUGUAAAGACUGAAAGCAAUCAAUCAACGGCCUACAGCUCACACGUUCAUUCAAAUGACAGCAUGACACCGCCAGCUAGCCACGAUAGUAUAUCGCUGGCAUCACCAACAUUACCAACUGCUCCGACAUAUUUAUCUUCUCGCGUGAUAAAUGAACCGAAUGAGACUCUUAUCAAAAGCGCAAAUGCACAUGGUCAACCUUCGUACGCAUAUAAUAACUACAUAACAGCAUAUCCUAGUCCGCAGAAUGGUCUGUCUAUAAGCCAGUCACUUACGCAACCUGUGGCCAAUGCACUUUCUCCGUCACCAUCACAAUCAAUGACGAAUAAUGCUACAAACAAAAACUCAAAACGUCCAUCCGAAGGGUUAAAUUUGCCCAGUAUAAGAGGGUUACUCGAACUAUCAGGUCGUUCAUCAGCCUCCUCGGCACCAGCCCAGCCCUCAACUCCAACUCCAACUUCACUUUCCAAUGCAGAAAUGCACGAAUCCAAUUCACCGUUCUCACAGCUAUCAUAUCAAUCACUUUAUCCUUCAUUUAGAAACCAGUAUAUAAAUUUUAGUCCGAUGCAAUCGUCUACACCGCAGUCAACACUUACUUUGCCAACUACACCACCAUCAUCUUUGCAAUCGCCACUCCAACACAUAUUAUCACCAACUGGUUCCACAUCGAAUGGGGCCACAUCGCCUACAUUGUCAACACGACAAUAUAUUCCAAUUGCACCAUCUCCGAUGACCAAUUCCUUGAAUGCAAAUCGAUCAAUGACAUUGUCACCAUCGUCUUCGACUCCAAUAUACACAUCAUCUACAUCGCCGGGUUUACAAUACAUGCAUCAGCAGAAUCAGAGUACAGAUGGACAUGGCAAUGAUUUUUAUAUUCGGUGA